Molecule: messenger RNA, 671 nt
Organism: Fomitopsis serialis
Lineage: Eukaryota; Fungi; Basidiomycota; Agaricomycetes; Polyporales; Fomitopsidaceae
Exons: 1
Source: RefSeq, a predicted model, not a curated record
AGACAAGAACAUGUGGGCGGGUAGGCAAGAACGGCCGAGCAGACGAGCGAGCAAGAGUGGGCGAGUGGGUGGUGAGCCAAGGUCGGGCCGGCGAGAAGCCGAGGGUGGAUUGGCGAGUGGGCGAACGAGUGGGCGAUGACAAGCGAACGGGCGAGAAGGGCGGGGUGAGCGAGCAAGAUCGAGGGGUACAUCACUGGAGGUCAGAGAGGGUGUCUGCUCACUUUUCGGCAGUCGCAGAGACUUACACGGUGUUACUGUGUGACGUGCCCGUAGAGAAGCGUGCUGCGAGUUUGUUGCUCGUCGCACUUGCUCGAGCAUCGCGACUAGCAACAGAGAUAUUUAGUAAAUACACUAAGGACGACUCACUUCGGGGGGUUUUAUUUUUAUACCUCUGCUUCGCUUCCCUUUCGUUCACUACUCCUGCCCGCCAUAUGUUAUGCUGUCCCUCUUCCUCUGACGGUGCUCACUUGUUGUGCUCAGGCUUGCUGCGUUGCGUCACGGCUCGGGCUUGUCGCAGUCGGAGUGUGGGACGGCAUGAGUGCCUCGCGCAUGGUUGUCCGAACGCGACCGUCCGGCGCUUUCGCGAGCAGCGCCGACAGUCGCGCCACGGCGGGACUGUACGAGACGGGACAGGUUGGAGAUGGGCGAUGAAUCAGUGACAGACGGGCGAC